GGUGACACCCAUGUUCCGACAGCAGUGCUCCUGGGCCCCAGCUGGAUUCUACAGGCGAAGGCACUGAGGAAUGAGACUGUUCGCCCGAAGUGAAACUCAGCCGCCUGUGACAAAUUUGAGCGUUUCUGUUGAAAACCUCUGCACGGUCAUCUGGACAUGGGACCCUCCUGAGGGAACCAGCCCGAAUUGCACCUUACGGUAUUUUAGUCAUUUUGACAACAAACAGGAUAAGAAAAUUGCUCCUGAAACCCAUCGUUCAAAAGAAGUGCCCCUGAACGAGAGGAUUUGUCUGCAAGUAGGAUCCCAGUGUAGCACCAAUGAAAGUGACAAUCCUAGCAUUUUGGUGGAAAAAUGCACCCCGCCCCCUGAAGGUGAUCCUGAGUCUGCUGUGACUGAGCUCCAAUGCGUUUGGCACAACCUGAGCUACAUGAAGUGUACUUGGCUCCCUGGAAGGAACACAAGUCCCGACACCAACUAUACUCUCUACUACUGGCACAGCAGCCUGGGAAAAAUUCUUCAAUGUGAAAACAUCUAUAGAGAAGGUCAACACAUUGGUUGUUCCUUUGCUUUGACUAAUUUGAAGGAUUCCAGUUUUGAACAACACAGCGUCCAAAUAGUGGUCAAGGAUAAUGCGGGGAAAAUUAGACCAUCCUUCAAUAUAGUGCCUUUAACUUCUCAUGUGAAACCUGAUCCCCCACAUAUUAAACGGCUCUUCUUCCAAAAUGGUAACUUGUACGUGCAAUGGAAGAAUCCACAGAAUUUUUAUAGCAGAUGCUUAUCUUAUCAAGUAGAAGUCAACAACAGCCAAACAGAGACGCAUGAUAUUUUCUACGUUGAAGAAGCCAAGUGUCAGAAUUCAGAAUUUGAGGGAAACCUGGAGGGUACAAUUUGCUUCACGGUCCCCGGCAUCCUCCCCGACACUCUGAACACAGUGAGAAUCCGGGUGAGGACGAAUAAGCUGUGCUACGAGGACGACAGGCUGUGGAGCAACUGGAGCCAGGCGAUGAGCAUAGGUGAGAACGCCGACCCCACAUUCUAUAUAACCAUGCUGCUCGCCACCCCGGUCAUCGUUGCGGGUGCCAUCAUAGUCCUCCUGCUUUAUCUCAAAAGGCUCAAGAUCAUUAUAUUCCCUCCAAUUCCUGAUCCUGGCAAGAUUUUUAAAGAAAUGUUUGGAGACCAGAAUGAUGACAGCCUGCACUGGAAGAAGUACGACAUCUAUGAGAAGCAAACCAAAGAAGAAACUGACUCUGUUGUGCUGAUAGAAAACCUGAAGAGAGCCUCUCAGUGACGGGGCUAAUUUAUUUUACCCUUCGACGUGACGAUUCAUCCCACUCUCCGUUUGUUAUCUGGGAACGUGUUAAAUGGAAAGCGAAACUACUGGGCCAUUUAAAAACAGGCAGCUCGUAAGAGCCACGGUCUUCAUGUCAAGUCGUGCACUGAGAAACUAAACACAAGGGGCUCUUUGGCGAAGAGAGCGGAGUCAUUGUCGUUGGAUUAGAAAAGCAGACCUCCCUCGCGAAGGCUUCAAAGUAGGGGGCAAAGCAAACAGCGGUGAUGGCGGUAGAGGUCAUCUUAUCCAGAGUUGUGACGACUUCUGAGGGUUCUGUGCCUGCUUUGUACGCUUUGUGUCCCACCACACCGAUGCAUUUUAUGUGGGGGCGGGGGGGGGGAUCUCAUUCUGGAUGCAGGCGCUAAUGCCAGACUUGAGUCACGGCGAGCAUCUACCAAACGAACUUGAUGGAAUCUGUCACAAACGAAAUUGAUGAAACCUAUUAUCCGUUGUUCGGGAUCUCACGGCGUGUUUGUGGCUCUGUAAACCCUUAGCAGUCCGGACUCGUCAGCCCCCUGAGCAGCAGCUUGCCCCGCUUUGGAAGGCCCGGGCGUCAGUGUUGGCCACGAGCGUGGCCACGACAGCAAGAGCCUUUCAGAGCCGUGGCAGGCUUUUAAGGGCAGUGGAGGUCGAAUGCCUUAUUGGGCGUUGGGAUCUGCCCCGUGCCAUCUCUCGUGGCGUCUUGUUUCUUCUUCACCUCUGCUACUCCAGUCAAAUACUCCGCCCGUGUCCAGAUCGUGCUAGGCCCCCGGGUGGGAGGCACCACUCAAAGGGUUGACGGUCCAGUUGAGACGCCUCUCUUCUGACCCCUCUAUCUCCACCAGUCAUUUUCCAGAGCUUUCGGCUCCCCGGUUCCCGUACCCGUUUCCCCUGCCCCAUCGGCCCCCCCGUUCCCGCCGUCGUGUCCUUCUGUCCCCUUUCGCUAGCAAUUAGAAUAUAAAGCUGCUCAGCACACCUAGAAGAGCAGGGAGGACUCUGCACCUCAGGUAAAGCGUGAGGCGACUAAGAAGCAAUGACUGAUUCUUGCAUGUUUUGUAUGGAACUUCUUGCAUGAGUCUGCGUUCGUUUGAAGGUUUUCAGCGCUUACUAUUUCUCUAUGCAUUUUUCUAAGCAGAAAGGAGGUAUUCUCCUCACUUAGAACUUCGCUGUUCGUAGGGGCGCCUGGGUGGCUGGGUCGGUCGAGCGUCCGACUUCGGCUCAGGUCGUGAUCUCACAGCUGGUGAGUUCGAGCCUCGCGUCGGGCUCUGCGCUGACGGCUCGGACCCUGGAGCCUGCUUCGCGUUCUGUGUCUCCCUCUCUCUCUGCCCCUAACCCACUCGCAUUCUGUCUCUGUCUCUCUCAAAAAUAAAUAAACAUUAAAAAAGAAAGAAAGAAGAAAAAAAAGAACUUCGCCGUUCACUUCAGAAGAGGAGAGUCCCGUCUUCCCCUUCCCCCGUGCUGCCCCAAGUGGUUACGAGUAGGUUUUGCAUCUUCUAUCGAUAGCUUCUGAGGCUCCAACAUUUGUAUCCAUUUUUGUUUGGGGUUUUUUUGGCCUACCAAGUGAGGGCUCCACCGGCACCCAGCCCUACAACACAUGCACAGAGACGUUCCCCUCUGCUCCUCCUCUUUCCUCCAGGUUUAACGAAGCGUGGAACUGAGGGGUCCCCCUCGCCCUCCCCCCCCCCCCCCCCC
Molecule: messenger RNA, 3001 nt
Organism: Panthera uncia (snow leopard)
Lineage: Eukaryota; Metazoa; Chordata; Mammalia; Carnivora; Felidae
Gene: IL13RA1
Product: interleukin 13 receptor subunit alpha 1
Exons: 11
Coding region: 71-1288 (405 amino acids)
Biological process (GO): cytokine-mediated signaling pathway
Cellular component (GO): external side of plasma membrane; membrane
Molecular function (GO): cytokine receptor activity; protein binding
Source: RefSeq, a predicted model, not a curated record